Trichobilharzia szidati is the source of this 2587-nucleotide messenger RNA. Lineage: Eukaryota; Metazoa; Platyhelminthes; Trematoda; Strigeidida; Schistosomatidae. The record is from the annotation of a GenBank genome assembly.
GCAGAAAAGAGGAACUCACAAGCACAAUACACUAGUGCAUCAAUACAUUUGAGGAAUCCCAAUAAUAUUUAACUUCAUUAGUAUUGGCAUUAUAACAUUUAUUACCAUAUAAUGGGUUUGCAUAAGACUUAUUUCCUCAACAAUUACAGAGUAUAAUAGGCUCUAAACAAAUGGAAAUUUUUAUUUCUAGCUUUUGAAAAGGACACUGCGAUAUGAAGUUGUUAAUAUGCUGCAAGACCUUGCGAUUACAUCUGUGUAUAUGACAACUGUAUGGCUACUGCAAGUAGUCCACAUUAUCAUACAACGUCUUGAUUUCCAGUAACACAAUCUAGGACAAAAACAGUGGAACAACGAGUGAUUUUAAAUCUUUUUAUCUGGAAAAAUAAAGCAUAUAUACACAUGAACAUACAUUCACUUCAGUAUAAGAAAAAAACAUGUGAAGCUGAUGAAAUCGACACCGUAUUUCUACCUCGAAUAUCUACAGAGAGAAAUCAGAUAGUGGGUAUGUGUUCACAUGGGAAUUCUUCUUAUUACUGAUAAUAAUAAUAACAAUAGUAAAACUGCCUAUUAUCAAAUUUACCACACUAUAUUAACUGUGAUACUCAAAUGACAACAACUACAGACAAAAAGUAGAGUAUAUAAGACCAUCAAGUCACUAAGAAUUAAUCGCAGAAAUUUGCUGUAAAUGUUUGUGUUCACAUGUCGCUUUCUGCAUUUAUACAUAGUAUGAUGUAAUCUGAAGUGUUGAGCUCACAUGAUGUAAUAUUAAACGCAUCACAUAGUUUAUCACUAUUGGUAAAUAUUACCGUGACUGUGUGUAAAUAAAUGUGUUAAUUACGUCUCUCUCUCCUUUUUUUCUGGUUCAAUAUUCAACUUACCACACGCUUAAACAAAAAACAUUGGAAAAUAAACAGUAAUUUUAUACACAUUAAUUGAUCUUUGCCAGAAUGAUAUAAAACUGAUCAGAUUCCAGUUGAAAAGUGAGCUUGCAUUAGAAUAUCUUAAUACAUAAACUACAACUGUCUGUAGAGCUAAAAAUAACUGCACAGAUGAAAUGUCACUUUCCUAUCCAAAUUCCAAUGAUAAUCUUAAUAAAUCUGGUGGAAUUUAUGAAUACAGAAGCAUAGAUCGUAAAACACGCCAAGUUUUAUUUUUUGAAUGUGAUUUAAGCUGCAUUAAACAAACCUUUUUAAAAAGAAGUGAAAAAUUCACCGAACAACGUGCAAAUCAUCUACUUGAAAAAUACAUUCAAAAGCAUAGAAAAACAAGAUGCACAGCGUAUUUCUUGAUCGAUCGGAUACGUUUCCAACGCAGAAGACCAAUUGACAUAAGACCAUUUCGUAAAGAAGUGAUUUACCGGGAAAUUAAGCACUUUUUUGUAUUUCCAAAUUAUCCUGAAGUAUUUAUGAUAUGUAUUGUGGACGAGAACAAGAACAAACGUUCAUAUGAAUCUUUUGAAUGUACUAGUAGUGAUAUCGUAAGUACUGUAUGCGGAUUAACCUAUAAGGCGUCUAUAGAUACACAUAAUAUUUUGCGUGAUACACUUUCAAUAAGACAGAUAUCUAUAUCAUCAAGAUCUUCAAUAGCCGACCAUAAUUCCAUACAAGAAUUGGAUGAUUCAGCAUUCAACAGUUCUGUCAGUGUGGCAUAUGCAAAUGAAAGCACGGCUCUAGAUUUUGUUCGAUCAAGUGAAGGUAUUUCUAGUGAUCAUAAUGGCGACAAUGUGAAAAAUGAUCCUAUCUAUUUUGAUAAUGAUGGAAAUGAUGACUACGCUGAGGGUCAUGAAGAAAUUGAUCAGGUAUUAUCUUCAGAGUUAAACAGCAAUUAUGAAAGGAAGCAGCCAAAAAUAAAGGAAUUAAAAAGCCCAUUGAAUAUCUCAUCAGAAUCAGUUAAACGAUCAUCAAUAUAUAGCCCGAAAAGAAUAUGUUCGCAACUGGAUUCAUCCUAUACACUGUGUUCAAAUGAAAAUUCAUUCGCUUCAAGACAAAUGAGCGCUACCAAAAAUAAUGCCAUUUAUGAUUAUUCUGUACAUAAGACACCACCAGUUUGUACCAAGAAUAAAGUGACGCACCUAAAUUUACCAGGCGAUAAAGCUAAACAUUCCAAACAAAGGCUAAGUAAUUUUAUGCCUUUAUCAUCUACAUCUUCAGAAGACUACGACUUCAACGAAAAACACGACAUGUCACCAAUGCAUCGAAAUAAAAAUUCAGUAAUAAGCACUUCCAGAAGACGAUCCCUUUUUCCCAAUCCAGAUUUGAACCAGUCGUCUAUGUAUGAUACGUGUAUACGGAAAAAAACAGUUACAAUCGCUCAGUCGAAUAACAUUUUCCGUUACAACAGUGAUGUGAACCUUUUCCAAGAUGAUGCAGCCUUAAGGGAUGACGAAAACGACAACAAUGUGCUCCGCAAAUCGAAGUCAUAUUUGGAUAUACGAUCUGGUGACGUGACAUAUUUAGGCUUUGAUCCAGUCGUUGGUAUACGGAUAAAUAAUAAAGGCCCUUUAUACAUGUAUAUGGCACGAUACGAUGGUGAUCGAUUAACUCCACCUUGUAACUGUUCAGAUUUAAAACAUUUUACACUCAAAUAA